This is a messenger RNA of Dreissena polymorpha, 4406 nucleotides long. RefSeq names its product caspase-7-like. Gene Ontology annotation, cellular component: cytoplasm. Lineage: Eukaryota; Metazoa; Mollusca; Bivalvia; Myida; Dreissenidae. The record is from RefSeq and is a predicted model, not a curated record. The transcript is spliced from 6 exons. Bases 132 to 1055 code for a protein of 307 amino acids. Gene Ontology annotation, biological process: apoptotic process; proteolysis.
CUUGCAUAGGAGUUGGUUGCAUGUAGCCGGGGUUAACGUUCACCCCAAAAUAUACUUGCUUAAAAAAUAAAUUUUAUCAUUUCAUGGGGUUUAUUAGUUAUCGAUGAAUCGGAUGAUCAUACACAUAAUAAAUGGAUGCAGGCAGUGAUGAUUCGGACAAACCUGUCUCUCAUCAGGGAAGUAUUUUCAAGAGAUUGACUAGUCCAUUUCAGAACUUGUUUAAAAGAGAAAAAUUGCCAUCCAUUUCCUGGGACCCAUCAGAUAUUUAUGAUUUUACCCACACAAACCGGGGUCUGAUGAUUAUCAUUAACAAUGAGCACUUCAAGAGCCAUGGCCCCAGACCCGGGACUGAUGUUGAUGUUGAGAACCUGAAGUCCACAUUUACAGAUCUUGGAUUUGAUAUGCAGAUUCACCAUAACAAGACUUACAAGGAAAUGAUGAAAAUAUUUAAAAGCGCUGCAAAGAGGGACCACAGUCAGUCAGACUGCUUUGCCUGCAUUGUAUUGUCUCAUGGGGAUGAGGUUCGAAUGAUUGACAAACACAGACCAGACCAGCUGGAGAGACUUGAUGUCAUCUAUGCAACGGAUGGCAUUAUGUUUACCAAAGACAUUAUUCAACAGUUCAGCGAUUUAAAAGUUCCAUCAUUGGCAAACAAACCACGACUCUUCUUUGUACAGGCUUGCCGUGGGUCAUCUCUAGACUCAGGUGUUCCCCUGCCCGUGGGUGACCUAGACAUGCCUGAUGGAGAGAUGCCGAGGGUGGAGGUCUCACCCUGCCCUCUAUACAAGGACAGUCUCAUCAUGUAUGCUACACCUCCAGGCUAUUAUGCAUUCCGGCGCCCUGACACUGGCUCUUGGUUCGUGCGGGCUCUCUGUAAGGUGUUUUCUGACCAGUCACCACGGAAACGCUCUCUCAACCAGCUGCUGACUGCUGUCAUCAAGUUGGUGGCACAGGAAUACGAGUCCCAGUCUGCAAACUGGAAUAUUUCUAAGAAAAAGCAGACCCCUUGUUUCCAAUCUAUGUUGACUAAAGAUAUUUAUUUCAAAGGAAAUUGAAAUAUGGCCCAGCUUUUUAUAAAUAUAGUUUUAUUUCAGCCUUAACAGUUAUUAAAUCAGCUGUUUUCAGAGAAAACCCGAGGUAUUGUCAUAGCCAGCUCGUCGUGUCGUGUCCGUCGUCGUAUUCGCCGUCCGCGUCGUGCGAAAACCUUAACAUUUUGUCAAGGUUUUGAACAUUGGCUCUUAAAUCAAAGUGCUGCAACCUACAACUUUGAAACUUCUUAUGUAGCUGCACCUUGAUGAGUUCUACAUGCCACACCCAUUUUUGGGUCACUAGGUCAAAGGUUAAGGUCAUUUUGACCUCUAAAAAAAAUAAAAAAUUCUGACAAGCUUUUAACUAUUCAAAACUGCACCCGCAGCGGAGCGUGGCACCCGUUAUGCGGUGCUCUUGUUUUAUGCUGUUCUGUUUUUUAAUGCCAUCAGUUAGCUAACAAAUACAUGUAUGUUCUUUUGUUUAUGUUAAUAUUUGUUUACAAGGUUGCCAGAUGGACCACACUAUGCUUUUCUGAUUUACUGAUUUUAAUUGUUCUUGUUUAUUUUUCAAGUUAUUAGAAUAUUGCUGCAAGCACCAAGUUUACUGUGAUAGUGCCAUGCAGAAUUUUGAAUAUUUGAAGAUAUAUGAAGUGUUUUUAAAACAUUAUUUAUUUACUUUUACUCUCGUUUUACCUUGCCAGCAUAUGUUUAUAUAUAUGUUCAUUUUGUACAUUAUUUAUCCUUUCUUGCCAAACUGACCUCUGCAUGUAUUACAGUUACAUUCUGGGAGCACUUUGUUUAAAAUAUGUUCAUAAAAUGUCAUCACAGAAUAGCCAGUACAGUCUGCACAGGCUAAUCAAGGACGACACUUUCCGCUUUUAUGGAAUUUUUUGUUUAAAGGAAGUCUCUUCAACAUGGAUAUCCAGUGUGGGUGGAAAGUGUCCUCCCAAGUUAGGCUGUGCGGACUGCACAGGCUUGUUUGGGAAGACACUUUGCGCAUAUUCAGUUUUUCCAGGAGUGGCUCAUUUGUGUCAGGGUACAUGAACCUUACAAUAAAACAAAAGGGUAUAUAUUUAGGGUAUUUAUAGGAAUCUUUUGAUGAAAUGUUCUCAAAAUGACACAGUCUCAUUAGCAAUUGGUAUGGAAUAUAGGUAUUUUGGCGACCCCACCAAGGUUCUCACAUCUAGGCAGUGGGCCUAACAAUUAUUGGGUUCCCUGUUCAUGUUAAAUAUUAGAAAAUAUAUAAAAAUACAUAUUUCAUUUAUAUCUUCCAUAGAUUGUUUCUUCUGAAAAUAAAUACGAAUAUAUACUUUUGUCUUCUUAAGGAUAUAAGAAUUGGAAUACAUUUUAGUGAUGUCUGUUGUUUUAGCUAAUCGGUGCCAAUGUAUUGUGUCCAUUUUAAUUUCCUCAUAGUAUUUGUGUUAUGUAAAAAAAAUUAUUCUUACCACUAUGUGUUUCAUUAUUUUUAAUGCUGUCCAAUAUGUAAUUCAUUCAGACUUUUAUUAGUUAUGUCUCUUAUAGCAAUCUGUAUUUGUAUUCAUAUUGUGUAAUUUUAUUUUUGUAUUUAUUUACUUUUAAUUCUGUAGAUAUUUUUAUUUACAAUAAUUUUAGCAAUCUAGUCUUACUAUUUGAGAAGUGUACCAUUUCAAGCUAGCAAUGUGUAUCAGGUGCUUCAUUUAUUUAUGAGUUAUUUUACUCUUUUUGUUUUAUUAUACAUGUAUGUUGCCAUAUUAUGAUAGCAAUGCUAUAAGUGUUCUAGUAUAAGUUGCCAAGGCUUUUUUCAGGGUAUAUAAUUCCAAAACGGAGUAUUUAAGAGGAACAAGUCAAUGUUGUCACUAAAUAUGCACAGCUUAUUUAAAAGGACUAUCUUUGUUUGUUUAUACAGUUUCAGACCAUUAAGAAAUCUGCAACCUAUAUACUGGUAUUCCAUAAAGCAGAUUUUAUUAUUAUCUUCCCCAAAGGCGGAGGGAGAUAGAAUUGGUGUGUUCCGUCUGUCUGUCACAAAACUGUUCAGGCCAUUAUCUCAGAAACUACCGGUAAAUAAGAUAUCAACAUGCAAAUUCAUGGGUGCAUGGAUAUCAAUUAGGAGAAGCGCUAUGCUAAGAACCAUAACCCUACACUUUUUUAAAUAAGAGUUAUUGCCCCUUCUUGAUGAUGUAUCAUCUAAAUUUUCAGGGCUAUAUCUCAUAUACAAUACAAUGCUUUAACAUGAAACUUCAUGGGUGUAUUGAUAUCAAUGAGGAGAAGUGCCAUGCUUAAGAACCAGAAUCCUUCACUUUCUUAAAUAAGAGUUAUUGCCAUUGUUGAUUUUGUAUGAUACUACCGUACUUCAGGGCUAUUUCUCAGACAGGAGAUUUCAAAAUGGAGCGUCAUAGGUGGAUAUGAGGAGAAUUAGGAUUCUUAAUUACAAUUACCCUACACUUAAUUAUAUUUUUUAGGAUUAAACAGUGUAUCAAGGGAUUGGAACCCAUGCAUACUUUUCAUUCUUGUGUCAGUGUUGCUUAGUUGCAAUCUUUUGUGAGUAUGUCAUUGGCAUAUAAAUUAAUUAAAAUAAUUAAUUUUAAAAUAAUUGACUUAAGAGUUACAAAUUACACAUUUUUAUUUACAAAUUAUUUUUUUUAUUAACUUUUUUUAAUCUUGAAAUAAAUGUGCCAAUGUUAUUAAAUAUCUUUAAUGAUAGUUGCUAUAAGUUUAUUCACAAAAAACUUCAUGAACUUGUUUUGUAGCUAUAAGUGUUCGAGACUUUAUAUCUUGUAUUAACUUACAUGUGCUAGUACCCUUUGGUUAAAUUUCUUAUUGUAUAACAAGUGAUUUAAAUAGAACUGUUUCGCAAGCAUGUGCCAACAUCAGAGAUGUUGUUGUUUUUUUACACAUUUGCGUGUAUUGUUUGCUAUUAUUCUAAAGACAUACAAAAUACAAUUUGUUUGUGUUAGUUACUUAAUAAGUUGCAUGGUGUACAUCAAUAUGCAUAUAGUAAGAUCAAAAUAUAUUUCAAUGUUUUAGUUCAUUCUAUCAUUCUACUUAUGUUUGUACGAAUUUGCAUUAUACAUCAGUUUGUACUUAAGAUCAAAGCAUGAUUGUAAAUCAUGCUUUAAACUUCUGUCCUAUCCAUCAUAGUGAUGUUGUCAGGGGCGAUUGUUCUUGAUAUCAGACAGUAUUGUUUGACAAUCUGCAUAUAAUGAGUGCAGUUUGAUAAUUCUGUAGCUCUGUAUCUGUUGAUAAGCUGUUAUCAUGUAAGUAAGUUGCAUAGUAAGUUGCAUUUUCUCUCAAAGGUUUGUCAUGUAUAUAAUUUCAGAUAACAAGUUUGGUUCAAUAGUCAUAUUACUCCAGUAUUUUAAAAAACCUUAAAAUGUCUAAUAAAACUUUGUCAUCAACUCA